Molecule: messenger RNA, 1422 nt
Organism: Toxorhynchites rutilus septentrionalis
Lineage: Eukaryota; Metazoa; Arthropoda; Insecta; Diptera; Culicidae
Exons: 4
Coding region: 580-1374 (264 amino acids)
Source: RefSeq, a predicted model, not a curated record
CUGGCAAGCAGCAAUUGUUUCAUUUCACCCCUCCGCAAGUCAUCGCCACAUAAAGUGGUCUUCAUAAUGCCGCACGAAGUUCGCCCGCAAUUGAUUCUUUACUUAUGAAAGGCAAUUUUGUCGACCGGCAGAACGAGGCGUCGGCUUUGACGUGUCCGCUAUAAUCGCCAUAAUCGGCGGCUCCAGCAGUGGUGCCUCAACCCGUGACUUAAUCAGUGCCCCAGCGCGCCCUUACUGGUGGUGAUCCAAAUUUGUGCCGGUCAUGGAAAACUGCAGCGUCGAGCCGUCGAUUGGCAAUCGAUAGUGUGUUUACGAUGAUGAACGUUUUCCGAUAAGGACGAUAAGCUAAAUUAGAUAAGCGUGAUUUGGUCGGAAAUUGGCGUGCGCCUUUCUAAGAGGUUAGGGAUUUUUACACGUCUUUCGGCUCGGGAAUUGGGUUCAACUUUGGGAGAAAAUCGCUUUAAGGUGGGAAUUUUAUUCGGAAAAUAAGUAUAAAUUGGUUUUCGACUUGGUGAAAUGCAGUCAGUUGUGAACCGCUUUCCCGCAGGCAACCAGUCUUUGAAACCCAGAAGCUAGAAGAUGAUGAAGAUUAUGAUUCUUUCCCUGGCAAUUGUCGCCGUUGCCACUGGCGAAAAGGAACCGGAUAACAAUGCCAGCAAAAACACAGUGAAGCGCGGUUUGGACUUCGGACUGGGAGGACAUAAUCUUAUUGGGUCGGAUUAUUGGAGCGGUUCUCCGAAAUUGGUUGGAGCGCCUUGGAUCCAGAAUAGUGGUUGGAAGCAUGGACCAUCGCCGGCCGAAAUAGCUGCUACCAUUGCGGCUGCCAAGCAGGCAUCCGCCCAGGUACUGAUUGCCCAGCAACAGGUGCAAGCGGCGAAGGAACACGUCCUCAAUCAACAGAAAAUCGCCAACGAGAAAGAGGCAAGCGCGGCUUUUGCCUCGCAAAAGAGUGAAGCGGCUGCUGCGGUACAACGUUCGGAGGCAGCCGCUGCUGCCCAGGCAGUGGUUCUCGCCCAGCACCGUCUGGCGGCUGCUAAGGCCAAUGUGGCCCACCAUCAACGGGUCGCCGCCGCCAAGGAGUCUCUUGCUGCCCAAGCCAUUCAAAAUUCUGCCAAGGCAGCUGCCGUGGAAAUUAACCGAGCUGAAAACGAAGCUGCUAAGCAUUCCUCACACCAUCGUUCGGAUGCUGCAUCAUUGAAUCACCACGUGAUCGCUACCAAGGAUGAUGCAUUCGCUCCCCUGACCUAUGGAGGUAAUCAGAUAUCCACGUCUCAGCUUUACCGGGCUCUGGCCGCUCCAUGGAACGAACCGUCCCCACAGGGACCGUGGAUGAAUGGGUUCUCCACCGGUCAGGCUAAACCAGUUUGGGGAUGAGUGAAGUCGCAAAAUCAUUUAUAAUUGUCACAUUUAACUAAUUCUCGC